GCCCGCACACACACACGCACACCCACCCCCACCCACAGCCACACCCACACCCACACCCACACCCACCCACACCCACACCCACACCCACACCCACACCCUUGAUUCUCGAUAGUGAUCUGGAAAAUCAAUACUUCCAAGUACAACAAUUGUCAACCUUAUCAAGAGUUAAAAUUCUCAAUAAUAAUGAUUGGCAAGCCAGUUCCUUACGCAAUGAAGAACCUUCUCUCUUGGAUCUGCAGUAUAUGUCCGACAGUAAUUGGUCAGAAUUGUUGAUGGCAUUAACAAAAAUGAUACAAUUUGUCGUGCGAUGCAUUUGAUUUUUAAAAACGAAGUCGAUCAAAAGCAAUUGACCUACGUUAGAACUCUAUUGGAUAAUCAGUUUCAAUUGAAAAGUUUAAUAAUUACUGGUACUGAUAAUCUUUUGGAUCUAUCAAUUCAACGUGACUUAUUUUAAUAUCUAAAAUAAAACAAUUCCAUCACCGAUCUUGAACUUCAUUUCAAAAUCGAUUCAAACGUUUUUAAUGAGUUUGUAGAUCUUCUGACGAGCAAAAUCAAUUUUAUUCGGUUGGCUCUGCCUGACAGUUCAAAUAUAAACGAUAAAGAAGCCAUAAUGUUGAGUCAAGCUUUAAAGAACAAUACUGUUCUACGUAGUCUUACAAUCAAUCAAAGUCAAAUUUGUGAUAUUGGUUUUGAAGCAUUUCUGUCUUCAUUACCCAACUCAUUAUCGCAAUUAAUCAUGAACAACAAUCAAAUCACUGAAAAAAGUCUACCUUCUCUACUUGCUUUUAUCAAUGACUCUCCUAUUUUAAAACACAUUUCUCUUAGAGAAAACCGUAUACGCAGCAAUUGUUCAACCGAAAUAAAUGUCCUUGAAUUCGCCGAGAAAAUGGUCAAAAUUACAGAUGCAAAUCAGUGUAUUUUGAACUUGGGAAUAAAUGAUAAGGUUACAAUUGCAAUAGCAGACUCGACAAAUGAUUAUAUCAGUUUUUUAUAUAGAUCACUAGAAGAUGAUGAUGUACUUGGAUUACAUUAUGAAUUAAAGAAAAUGCCCAAUCGAAAUUGGUCACUGGACCUCAGUUACAACAGAGAUAUAUCGUCCGUUGGUUAUCGUUAUUUCACUGAUAUUCUGUCUUCUACAAUUAACAUUGUUGAAAUAUCUUUUAAACGAAAUCAAAUGAACGAGGAAGCACGGACAAGUUUUCUCAAUGGCCUUUCUAAAAAUAGGACACUGAAAAAUGUCAUCAUUUGCGAGAAUACACUUAACAGUCAAGAUAUGGAUUAUAUUGGACGAUUCAUACAAAACAAUUCAAUCCUUGAACAAAUCGAUUUACAUGAUUGUGAAAUUGAUGAUGAUGGAGCAAUACAUUUAGCCAAAUAUUUACCGGCAUGUAGUCUCGAGAAUCUAGAGUUAAGUCAAAAUUCUAUUAGUGAUCGUGGUUGUGCAAGUCUUCUUUCUUCCAUUCCUCCCACCUUAUUGUAUUUGUCACUUCGUGGAAAUCAAAUAACAAAAUCAAGUUUACAAACAAUUCUUACUUUUCUUGAUGUCAAUCAAACAUUAAAAAAUCUUACCAUAAGGAACAAUCCGAUUCUGGAAGAAACAAUUUAUGAAAAAAUAUAUGAAGCUGCAAAACAAAAUAAUAUUUGUGAAAUUGGUUAA
This is a messenger RNA of Rotaria sp. Silwood2, 1657 nucleotides long. The record is from the annotation of a GenBank genome assembly. Lineage: Eukaryota; Metazoa; Rotifera; Eurotatoria; Philodinida; Philodinidae.